AUGUCUGAUUUGCCUACCCAGCUUAAAGGCUCAGUGUACUUAGGUGUAGCAAAAAUGGUGGAGGAGCAUUGCCAGGAUCUUGGAAUUACUGCAAGCCCUUCUUUCGUUGCAUCUCUAGUCGAAUUGGUAUACAAUCAAAUUUUACUACUAGGUGAAGAUUUGGAGCUUUUUGCUGAACAUGCUGGAAGAUCAACUAUCAACACUUCUGACAUGUACAUGAUCACACGCAAGAAUGAGAUCCUCGCCACUGCAUUGAAAGAAUAUGAAAAAAACUUGAAGCGUUGA
This is a messenger RNA of Metschnikowia bicuspidata var. bicuspidata NRRL YB-4993, 285 nucleotides long. RefSeq lists its product as uncharacterized. The transcript has a single exon. NCBI's taxonomy places the organism in Eukaryota, Fungi, Ascomycota, Pichiomycetes, Serinales, Metschnikowiaceae. Gene Ontology annotation, biological process: replication fork processing; resolution of meiotic recombination intermediates. Gene Ontology annotation, molecular function: protein heterodimerization activity; chromatin binding. The record is from RefSeq and is a predicted model, not a curated record. Gene Ontology annotation, cellular component: Fanconi anaemia nuclear complex; FANCM-MHF complex. The coding region runs from base 1 to 285 and encodes 94 amino acids.